CUCGGUGUGUAUAUAGACAAUGUAUUUAAAACUAAUUUUAAUUAUUUUCGCGGCAAGAGCACAAUCACAAAUAAUUAUAGAUGAUGACCAGAUAGAUUUACUUUGCAAGUUUAAAAAGUGUUUAUAUAAAUGUUGUGGGAAAGACGAAUUUGUGAGUGGAAUAACUAAAGGUCAGCCACCUAUGUGUGUGAAAUAUGAUGGUGAGAAGAAAUUGGACUUUUCUGACGUACAAUUGUACGAUGAUAAAGAUCAUUGGAGACCGGUUAGCAGGAAAGUCGAAGACACGUUUCUUCUGAAGCAAGGGUUAAUACUAAAUAAAACCUUUGCGAUUAAGUCUUAUGUACCGGAAAGCUCUUUCAUGAACAGUUAUUUAAGUCAGAGUGGUAUACUAUAUUUGGAGUUUCCAAACGCUUACAAAAGAUGGACGCCAUUAGAAUCAGAGUUUUGUUUGGACUAUGGCAACGGAACAGAUGUAACAAUUGCGUUCUGGGUUAACUUCUCGCCUUUAAUCGAACAGAGCAGCGAUUAUAUAACUGCAGCCCUUAUCAUAUCGUCGUUCUUCCUGGCUCUACUGCUCGUUGUGUACGCGGUCCUCCCAGAGUUGAGAAAUAUAGGUGGGAUGGUACUCAUGGCAUAUGUGUUCAGUUUGCUGGUCGCCUUCCUCGCCCUGGCUACGAUACAAAUUGGUUUUUAUGGGAAUGAUAGUUGUAUGAAUCUAACAAUCGUUAUAUACUUUUUCUUUUUGGCUGCGUUUGCGUGGACUAACGUUAUGUCAUAUGAUAUCUGGUGGACAUUCCGAGGCUACGCGAAAGCUCGUCCAAUCCAUCGCAGAGGAGAAAAGUUCAAGUUUUGUAUGUACUGUCUGUAUGCUUGGGGAGUUCCCUUAGCAAUGACCCUGGUAUUAUUGGUGCUAAAUGCAGUAGAUUUCAGUGACCAGCCAUGGAUUAUCAAACCUCUCGUACCGACAGUUGGAUGUUUCUUACAAGAUGGGCAAAAGUUAGUUUACCUGUAUUUUCCUAUGCUGAUAAUGAUUUCCGGAAACUGGGUGCUUUUCGGCAUGACUGCAUUCAAUAUAUGGCGUUUAAGAAGGGGCACUCAAGUGCUCAAUUCUCCAGCUGCUGGUAUACCGGCAGCUCAUCGAUCACAGAUUCAGAGAUUCACAGUGUAUUUGAAGUUAUCAGUAAUAAUGGGCAUCAACUGGGUACUCGAAGUUGUCAGUUCAUUUUACCCUGUUCUUAAGAUUUGGUACAUCACAGAUGCAUACAACAUGCUUAUAGGAAUUACUAUAUUUCUCAUUUUUAUCUGGAAGAAGUCUAUUUUGAACAAACUUAAAAACAGAUACAAAAGCUUCGGACGUGCUAAGCUUCCAAAAAGAUCAAUGACAGCAAAUAUUUCUCUAGAAUCGACUCGUAGACAAGAAACCCAACCAAAUGUGUGUCCAUAUCCAAACGAACAGAGGAAGUCCUCAGGUGAACAUAGACCAUUUCUUUCAGGGAAAUCCAGAUUCCGAGCAAACACGAUCUACGCGUUUGGAGUGCCCGCGCUGUUUACGGGAUUGGUUGCCGGUUUGGAAUUCUCACAUCUGCCACUGAACUGGUAUCUGCCCCUGUUAAGACAGCAAGGAUGUUUCAUAAGUGGAAAGAGCAAACUUAUACAUUUGUACGGGCCGAUGGUAAUCCUUUUUGUUGCGAAAUUGGUAUUUUUCAUCUUGACUGCUUUGAAAAUUCGAGAAAUAAAGGAACAGACUGCUGUACUGAAGUCUAGGGGUGCUACACACGACAAACACAAUAAAGACAAACACAGGUUGCUGCUGUAUGUUAAGCUCUUCAUAGUAAUGGGCAUUAACUGGGUGCUAGAAGUGAUCAGCAGCCUACUAUGUCCUGGUGGGUCUAAUUAA
Messenger RNA from Pieris brassicae (large cabbage white), 1897 nucleotides. RefSeq names its product G-protein coupled receptor Mth2-like. Gene Ontology annotation, cellular component: membrane. Gene Ontology annotation, molecular function: transmembrane signaling receptor activity. NCBI's taxonomy places the organism in Eukaryota, Metazoa, Arthropoda, Insecta, Lepidoptera, Pieridae. The record is from RefSeq and is a predicted model, not a curated record. Gene Ontology annotation, biological process: cell surface receptor signaling pathway.